This is a messenger RNA of Letharia columbiana, 567 nucleotides long. RefSeq lists its product as uncharacterized. The record is from RefSeq and is a predicted model, not a curated record. Gene Ontology annotation, molecular function: oxidoreductase activity, acting on NAD(P)H. Bases 1 to 567 code for a protein of 188 amino acids. Lineage: Eukaryota; Fungi; Ascomycota; Lecanoromycetes; Lecanorales; Parmeliaceae. The transcript is spliced from 2 exons.
AUGGCGGUGCAGUUGUUGCGGCUAGCCGGCUACAUCCCCAUAACAACCUGUUCACCCCACAACAACGCCCAAGCCACCUCCUACGGCGCCGCCGCCACCUUCGACUACCACUCGCCCACGUGCGCCACCGACAUCAAAGCCCACACCCAAAACUCCCUCCGCUUCGCCCUCGACUGCAUCGGCACGGCGCAGUCGACCGCGCUCUGCCACGAGGCCAUCGGCCGCAGCGGGGGCCGCUACGUCGCGCUGGAGCGGUACCCGGAGUCCGCCGCGGGCCGCCGGAACGUGCGGGGCAGCUGGGUGUUCGGGCCCGUGAUGUUCGGGCGGCGGAUCGAGAUGGACGACGGGUACGGCCGGGAGGCGGACGCCGGUGCUCGGGAGUUUGGGCGCGAGUGGUACGCGUGCGUGGAGCGGUUGGCGAGGGAGGGGAAGGUGAGGGUCCAUCCGCCGAGGACGCUUGGGGCGGGGGGAGGGUGGGCGCGGGCUGUGUUGGAGGGGUUGGAGAUGAUGAAGAUGGGGAAGGUGAGUGGGGAGAAGUUGGUUGUUGAGGUGGACGAGCAGGUGUAG